CUCAAAAGGGUGCAUAUGUCUAAUCUUCGGACUAUCGCACUCAUCUUUGCCGUUGGCCUAAUAGUAAACUUUUUACAUGGGGCCUUUUUCGGCAUUGAUGAGGAGAUAGCUUCUGAACCUCCUUCUAGCCCUGCUGAAAUUACCAAAGAAUCUGAUGGCAUACAGUAUACAGUGCCUCAAACCCCAGAUCCUCCUGAAGCUACAGAAGAUGACCUAUUCGAGGAUAACUCUGCCUUAACAGAAGAUGACAAUGAUUAUUUCGAUGAGGUAGUCGAACCUGAGGGUUACCAACAUAAACAACAAGAUUCACAUAAUUUCAAGCAGCGUAAGAGAGGUGGGAAGCAAUCUCAAAUAAACACAGUCUUUGUUCAAUACUGUACAUCAUGAUCGUACAAACCGGCUUUCGAUAAUAUUGCACAAUAUAUCGAGUCGAAAAAUCCCACUGUUGUUGUGACUGGAGAAGAGUAUCCUCCUUCUUCCACGAAUCAACUCCUAUCCACUCUUCUAGGAGUGGCUCAAAUCGUAGUUGUAGUUUUAAUUACAUUCGGAGAGACAAUCUUCCAAAAACUAGAGAUGCCAAUUCCACCGAUCGUUGCUCAAAUGCAAGAGAACAAGCUCAUGGUUGGAAUCGGAUCAUUCUUAUUGGGAAACAUGAUCAGAGGACAACUCCUUGCUACAGGCGCCUUCGAGGUCUUCUUUGACGGAGAACUUGUGUUCUCUAAGCUCCAGACAGGCCAGAUGAUAGAUGAAAGUAUGAUGGUCAGUCUCCUUCAAAGUUACAAGGUGGUUUAAUCUAUUUACUACGGUUAAAUCUAAGAUGUGAAGAUAUUCAGAGCCAAUUAAUGACAAAUAC
This is a messenger RNA of Moneuplotes crassus, 853 nucleotides long. NCBI's taxonomy places the organism in Eukaryota, Ciliophora, Spirotrichea, Euplotida, Euplotidae. The record is from the annotation of a GenBank genome assembly.